Molecule: messenger RNA, 3819 nt
Organism: Cyprinodon tularosa
Lineage: Eukaryota; Metazoa; Chordata; Actinopteri; Cyprinodontiformes; Cyprinodontidae
Product: zinc finger protein OZF-like
Exons: 5
Coding region: 509-1801 (430 amino acids)
Cellular component (GO): nucleus
Source: RefSeq, a predicted model, not a curated record
UGACGGCUCUAAAACAGCUGAGGCGCGAUGGACUAAUUUUACGCUGUUAAAAGAAAAUCUUUCAGAAGCUGCAGAUGCUGCUGAGCUCUGGAAAGAAGUGCAGCAGCUGGAGGCUGAACUGAGGAGCUGGAGGGAAGCAGGAGAACCAGGAGAGGAGGAGACACUGAAAGAUGGCGCAGGUUCUACAGCAGCCAUCAGAGGAGAGAACAUCUGGAGAGCAGAUGUGGAGCAGCAGGAGGAGGAGCCUGAUAGCGGGACGCUAACAGCUGCUGCCGCCAUCAAUGUUAAAGAAGAGGCUCCUGAUGCCGACCAGCAGGAGCUCCACCGCAUCAAGGAGGAACAGCUGAGUGUGAAGGAGGAGGAGGAGACGCAUGAUAGCAGCUUUCCUUCUGUUCCCGUGAAAACUGAGGAGGAGGAAGAGAAACCUCUGUUCUUUCAGCUUCAUCCGCACAAAACUGAAGACGCAGAUUUUCCAAUCAGAGCUUCGGCCGAACAUAUAAAGGUAGAAAUGAAAGAGGAGGACUCUGGAACAGCGGAGACCAGCAGGAAGACGGAUCUAAAGAGUCACGGAGGCUCUGGAGAGCGUGGAGAAGAUUCUGAAACCGAGGAUAGCGAGGAGGAUCGGGAAGAGAGCAGAGUUCCUGAGGCAGACACAAACACUGUCAGCAAAUCUGGGAAACAAGAUGCUAACAGAUCUAUUCUGAGUCGUUCUACGCCGAGAUCCAUGACUUCAGGACGUUCCAUCGAUGAGAAAUGGUUCACAGAGAGGAAAGAAGAAGAAUCACUAAAGAAAAAUACUAAACAGCUAAACUGUAGUGAUGCUAACAUGAACACGGGGGAGAAGUUAUUCGAUUGUACUGUUUGUGAAAUUAGAUUCACUAGAAAACAUUCUUUAGACAUGCACAUGAGAAACCACACAGGAGAGAAACCCUUCGAAUGCGAUACUUGUGGAAAAAAGUUUAUCACCAAUUCAAUUUUAAAAAGACACAUGAAAGUCCAUACUGGAGAGAAACCUUUCAGUUGCGACACUUGUGGUAAAAGUUGUUACUCAAAGUCUGAAUUAAACAGACACCAGAAAGUCCACACAGGAGAGAAACCCUUUAUUUGUGAUAAUUGUGGGAAAGGAUUCAUCACCAAGUCCAAUUUAAACAGCCACAGAAAAAUCCACACUGAAGAGAAACCCUUUGUCUGUGAUUGUUGUGGUAGAGGAUGUUCCUCAAAGUCUGAAUUAAAAAGACACAAAAGAAUCCACUCAAAAGAAAAAGCUUACGGUUGUGAUACAUGUGGGAAAAGAUUUAACUCCAAAGGAAAUUUAAAUAUUCAUAAACAAAUUCACAGUGGAGUAAAACCCUUUGACUGUGAUGUUUGUGGAAAAGGAUUUAUCACACAGUGUGCUUUAAUCAGACACAUGAGAACCCAUACAGGAGAGAAACCCUUUGUUUGUGAUGCCUGUGGAAAGGGAUUUACCACCACGUCAAACUUAAACACUCACAAACUAAGUCAUAAUGGAGGAAAUGUUUUUGUUUGUGAUGCUUGUGGAAAAGCAUUUAGCUCCAGUGCAUAUUUAAAAAUGCACAAAAGAAUUCACAGUGAAGAAAAACCAUUUGUUUGUGAUGCUUGCGGAAAAGGAUUUACCUUCGAUUCAUAUUUAAAGACACACAAAAUAAUUCACCACGGAGAAAACCCGCUUCGUUGUGAUAUUUGUGGGAAAAGAUGCGCAUCAACGUCAUAUUUUAACAGACACAUGGAAAUUCAUUAUUCUGCUGAGAAACUUGGAGGAAAAAAAGUUACCCUUAGUUGACAUAUUAGCAACACGUUAAAAUCCACAGAGAAGAAGAACUUCUGGCCGGUUUGUAAAGUAUUUCCACCCUGAGGCUGUAGAGCAGCGGCUUCAGACCCAGAGCCUUGGUGUCCUGAAACGUUCACGCUUCCUGCAGAGCUUCAGGCGGCCAGGAUGAGAUAAACAGCUUCACCCGGUCUGACUGCCCCCACACCGGCCCCCUCCCUGCCCUCACCUCUUCACUGAGGGGGGGCGAUCUCCACCCUGUGUAAGACCUCCUGUGUGGCACCGGUUCCCCAAAAUUACUAUUUAUUAUUAAUAUCUUUUAUGUUCCAGAUUCUCCUGUUCUUCCCUCCAUCUCCAACCUUCUAACUAUUUAUUCCUAAUUAACUUCUUUGAGGCCCAAAAACUUUUCCUUGAUCCUGAUUUUCUCUGCCUUCUGAUUGGCUCUGAUCGGCUCUGAUUGGCUCUGAUUGGCUCUGAUUGGCUCUGAUUGGCUCUGAUUGGCUCUGAUCGGCUCUGAUUGGCUCUGAUUGGCUCUGAUUGGCUCUGAUCGGCUCUGAUUGGCUCUGAUUGGCUCUGAUCGGCUCUGAUUGGCUCUAAUCGGCUCUGAUUGGCUCUGAUUGGCUCUGAUCGGCUCUGAUUGGCUCUGAUUGGCUCUGAUUGACUCUAAUCGGCUCUGAUCGGCUCUGAUCGGCUCUGAGCCGUUAAUGACGGACGCUAUGAAUAAAAUGAGUCUCUACUGUUAUUUGCGUCUCCUGUUCACCGCCUCAUCCCAGCAAAGGCGCAUCAGCCAUAAGGUUCCGCUUUAAAAACACUCCUUUAAGCGUCGGCUUAGCGCCUACAAUAAAUGCUAUUUUUAUUUAUUUUUCUGUCAACCUUCCUUCAAUAAAACUCUUUCUUCAUCUAAACUGCAUUCUGCUAAUUCCCCUUUAUUCCCUUAAUUCUCUAACCACCUUUCUCCUCCUUUUAACUCCUCUAUCUCUCCUUUCCCAUCUCACCUCCACCAACCUGCAGCGUUUAUUUAUUUUUAAACCAACUCUGGGCUCCUCAGAGCGACCAGCCUCCACCUUCCCAGAUCACUUUCGGAUCCAUAAACACUGACGGCUGUUUCCUAGCAACAGAUUUAGGAAGAGUUUGAUUUAUCAGUUAACUUUGAAGCUGCUGCUGCUCCUGUGAUUGGCUAAAAAACUCACCAUGGAGGCAGGUAGCCAAUCAGCUGGAAGAAUUGCUCUGGAUCUCUUUUCUCUUAUUUGUUCAAGAUGUAAACAAUAAAGAAGCGAUGUUUUAUAGGAUACUGAAGGUAUUUAAUCCAUAAGAUUGUUUUUUAUUGUUAUUUUAUUAAUGAUUUGUUGUUUUAUUGUUGGUCUGCUCUAUGUUUUAUAAAAUAAAGUGAAUAUUGGGUCAUUAGCUAGAGAUCCAUUAAGAUCUUCCAUCGCUUUAAGGUCAAUAUUCAUUAUUUCCCAUCAAUCUGUUGGUUUUAAUGGAGAGAAGGUUUGUCGCCACCUGCUGGUGACAUCCUGCAAAUAAAAACUCAUCUGUUUAAAACUCUUUACUCUUUAAUAAUUUCCCAGCCUUUUUAUUUUUUAUGGUUUUAUUUUGUUUUUUGACUUUGCUUCUGCUUUUGUGUUUUUAUCUUUGGUACGGUGGCCUGGAGGGUCCAGAUAGGUGCCUUUAAAAUAAAAUGUAUUAUUAUUAAAUCUGUAAUGAGAGAAGCUUCAAAUGAGAAACUCUUGAAUUAGUCACGUUUUUAUUUGGAUUUAAUAAAAAAUCUUUUUUAGAAACAAUAGAAAUUAAAAAAAAAUUCAUCCUUCAUUUGCUUAAAAAUCGGAAUGUUUAGUUUUCCUGUUUUUAGACCAAAAGCUGAAGAUGCUGCUGAGUUCUGGAAAGAAGCUUUAAUUCUGAGAUUAAAGUCAAAAAUGUGACUUUGUUCCCAUAUUAAACUGAAAUUAAAUAAAAAAAAUCUGUUAAUUUUUAAAUUUUUCUAGUGACUCUAAUCCUCUUCUGGCGACUGUUCACUGGAAAUUAUGCUUAUUUAU